This is a messenger RNA of Guillardia theta CCMP2712, 252 nucleotides long. RefSeq lists its product as hypothetical. The record is from RefSeq and is a predicted model, not a curated record. The transcript is spliced from 4 exons. The coding region runs from base 1 to 252 and encodes 83 amino acids. Gene Ontology annotation, biological process: regulation of actin filament-based process. Lineage: Eukaryota; Cryptophyceae; Pyrenomonadales; Geminigeraceae.
AUGGCGGAUCAAGCCACUGUGGAUCAUGAGGUGAAACUCCUCUUGGAAGAGAUGGAGAGGCUGGGGAGCAGAGGAGCAGACGGGAAGCUCGUGUGCAAGUUCGGGGCUCUGAUCCAUGACGAUCGCUGCUCCAACAUCUUCGAGGCUCUCGUGGGAACGCUCAAGGCCGCCAAGAAGAAGAAGCUGAUAGACUUUGAGGGCCAGAUGCUGCUGUCCCCUGUACAUGACAAUGUAGAUAUCGUCGUCCUGUAA